Anisakis simplex (herring worm) is the source of this 1836-nucleotide messenger RNA. NCBI's taxonomy places the organism in Eukaryota, Metazoa, Nematoda, Chromadorea, Rhabditida, Anisakidae. The record is from the annotation of a GenBank genome assembly.
AUGACCGAUUCAAAGUAUUUCACCACAACGAAAAAAGGUGAAAUAUUCGAGCUGAAAAAUGAACUGAAUUCGGAUAAGAAGGAGAAGAAGCGUGAAGCUGUGAAAAAGGUGAUUGCGAGUAUGACUGUUGGUAAGGAUGUUAGUGCGCUAUUUCCGGACGUCGUGAAUUGUAUGCAAACGGAUAAUGUUGAAUUGAAGAAGUUGGUCUAUCUUUAUUUGAUGAAUUAUGCAAAAAGUCAGCCGGAUCUUGCAAUUAUGGCUGUUAAUACAUUCGUUAAAGACUGUGAAGAUCCGAAUCCGCUGAUUCGCGCACUAGCGGUGAGAACGAUGGGUUGUAUUCGUGUUGAUAAGAUCACCGAAUAUCUGUGUGAACCACUGCGUAAAUGUAUGAAAGAUGAAGAUCCAUAUGUGCGAAAGACUGCGGCAGUUUGUGUCGCUAAACUACACGACAUCAAUGCGUCGUUGGUUGAAGAUCAAGGAUUUGUGGAGUUGCUGAAUGAUUUGUUGAGUGAUUCGAAUCCGAUGGUGGUGGCAAACGCGGUUGCGGCGUUGACCGAGAUCAACGAAACAAGACCGUUGAUUGAGAUCAAUUCACAGACAAUCAACAAACUGUUGACGGCACUGAACGAGUGCACCGAAUGGGGUCAAGUCUUCAUUCUGGAUGCACUCGCGUCCUAUCAACCCAAAGAUGAACGUGAAGCGCAAAACAUUUGCGAACGUAUCAGUCCUCGUCUUGCACACGCAAAUGCGGCCGUUGUGCUCUCAACAGUCAAAGUGUUGAUGAAACUCGUCGAGAUGUUACCCGAAACAUCCGAAUUCAUCGGUCAACUAACCAAGAAAUUGGCACCACCAAUGGUCACUCUACUGUCGGCCGAACCUGAAAUACAAUACGUUGCUCUAAGAAAUAUCAAUUUGAUCGUACAAAAGCGACCGGAUAUUCUGAAGCAGGAAAUGAAAGUGUUCUUUGUGAAAUACAACGAUCCGAUAUAUGUGAAAAUGGAAAAAUUGGAUAUAAUGAUUCGUCUUGCACAACAGAGCAAUAUAUCGCAGGUGUUGAGUGAACUGAAAGAAUAUGCCACAGAGGUGGACGUUGAUUUCGUACGCAAAGCUGUGCGUGCAAUUGGUCGUUGUGCGAUCAAGGUGGAGCAAAGCGCUGAACGAUGUGUGAGCACACUGUUGGAUUUGAUACAGACGAAGGUGAAUUAUGUGGUGCAAGAGGCAGUCGUUGUCAUCAAGGACAUAUUCCGUAAGUAUCCGAACAAAUACGAAAGUAUCAUCUCGACUCUAUGCGAGAAUUUGGAUACGUUGGAUGAGCCAGAGGCACGUGCCUCGAUGAUCUGGAUAAUUGGCGAGUAUGCGGAACGGAUUGAUAAUGCAGAUGAACUGCUCGAGUCAUUCGUCGAAGGUUUCCAUGAUGAAAAUACGCAAGUUCAACUGCAACUGUUAACCGCAGUGGUGAAGUUGUUUUUGAAACGUCCAACAGACACGCAGCAACUCGUACAAAGAGUUUUAUCGCUAGCAACACAGGACAGUGAUAAUCCGGACUUGAGGGAUCGUGGAUAUAUCUAUUGGCGUUUACUGAGCGCUGAUCCUGCCGCAGCCAAAGAGGUGGUACUGGCCGAAAAGCCGUUGAUAUCCGAAGAAACAGAUUUACUCGAGCCAUCCUUGUUGGAUCAAUUGGUUUGCCAUAUUGGUUCGCUGGCAUCGGUAUAUCACAAACCACCGAAUUCAUUCGUUGACACUUCUAAACAGCCACUGCGUGUUACAAGCGCACAAGCACAAAGGUUUGCAUUUUAUCGCAUCAAAUUGUUCAUUUUUUGUUUGUCUUUAACGUAG